UCGUCAACCAUGGCGCGGGUACUAGGGACCGUGUGCGUGAUCCUACUCGUAGCGUACGUGAAGGGUGCGCCUCGGUUACUACGAGACGGUUCGGACUGCGAGGUACGCGCGCGCCUACAGUCCGGUUGGGUAUGUGGUGUGCAUCGCGUCGCCAACAACAGGACACACUUCGCUAGCUUCCUGGGUGUGCCGUACGCAGCACAGCCUCUAGGCGAACGUCGUUUUCGUGAGUUGGAGCCUGUGAAGCCAUGGGACGACUUCUUCGAUGCAUCUAAUGAAGGACCUAUUUGUCCCCAACACGAUGUAUUAUACGGUCGUCUAUUGGGCUCUGCCAACAUGAGUGAAGCUUGCAUAUACGCCAAUAUCCACGUACCUAUGGAUGCCCUCCCAGGGUACAAGCCUCCGAGACCAGCUCGAGAACUUCUGCCUCCUUAUGAAGCGGGUCUCUCUGAAAAAGAGGAGGACCCCGGCCUACCAAUCCUAGUUUUUAUUCACGGCGGUGGCUUCGCUUUCGGUUCUGGUGGAACUGGUCUCUAUGGUCCAGAGUAUAUCAUGCAUAAAGACGUGAUUGUCAUCACCUUUAACUACAGGUUAAAUGUCUUUGGUUUCCUCUCCCUGAACUCGUCGAGUAUCCCCGGCAACAACGGCCUGCGUGACAUAGUAACCCUGCUGAGGUGGGUGCAAGCAAACGCCCAGUCAUUUGGCGGAGAUCCUAACGACGUGACGCUGGCGGGGCAAAGCGCCGGAGCCAGCUGUGCACAUCUACUAUCUAUGUCCAAAGCCGCCGAUGGAUUGUUCCAGAGACUGAUAUUGAUGAGCGGCACUGGGAUACCCAGCUUCUUUACAACGUCUCCAGCAUAUGCAGAAGUCGUGGCUAAUUUAUUUUUAUCUAAUCUCGGCAUCAACGCCACCGACCCAGACGACAUACACCGACAGCUGAUAGACACGCCGCUUCAAGAUAUCAUGGAAGCCAAUAAGCAAAUUCAAGAUCAAAUUGGCAUCAUAGCUUUCCUGCCGGUCGUCGAAUCCUCAUUCUCAGGCGUUACCACAAUUUUGGACAACGACCCUGAUGUUUUAUUAUCAAAGGGAAGCGGAAAGAAUAUUCCGUUAAUAGUUGGAUUCACGACAAAAGAAUGCGAAUUAUUUCGGCCAAAUUUCGAAAAAAUGGACAUAUUAAAGCGUAUAAAGGAAAAUCCACUUCUGCUUUUAUCACCGAAUCUUAUUUAUAAAGUGCCGAUAAAGGUUGCGUUGGAUUUGGCACAGAGAGUCGACAAGAGGUAUUUCGAUGGAGCACCGACCAUGGACAAGUAUAUAAAGAGCUGCUCGGAUACUUACUAUGUUUAUCCCGCUAUGAAAUUAGCAGAGAGAAGAGUUUUAAUGCAUGGAGCUCCCGUGUUCUUGUACCAGUACUCUUAUGAACCGGAUUUCAGUGUGAUGAAGGAAUCCAGAGGAUUAGAGUUCAAGGGCGCUACACAUGUAGAAGAUAUGACAUUUGUCUUCCGAGCGAAUGCUAUGGACGGCGUUAAAGGCUUUUCGCCACCCACUCGCAAGGAUGAACUCAUGGCCAACUGGAUGACUAUGUUCGUUAAAAACUUCAUGUAUUGCAAUGAUCCCACUUGCAAUCAACGUCCACUGUCAAACUGGCCAGCGGUCGAGGAGCGAUUGCCCGUCCAGUAUCAGAACAUCGACAUGCCCAUGUUCUUCAGGUUCACGGAGCUGAACGACGAACAGCAGGAUAUGGUGCAGUUCUUCGACAGUUUACAGAACAGGACCAGUUAAAUAUGAGACAUUAUUUUUGUGUUGUGUUAAUUGUGUGCCGUUUGUGAUCGUGUGACUAUUUAUUUCCUAAUUAAGGUCGAGAUUGAACCGUCCACAAUUAUUGGAUUUAACUGUACCUGAAAUAUUUUCUUUUAUAAUUAUUUUUUACAUUAGAUUGCUCCUACUAGGUCAGCGCUCUAAUGAAUAGCAUUUUUUUUAAUUUUAGGAUUAGAUUGUUUAGAUAUAGUUAAUUUAACUUUUAAAUAUAACUUACUGUGUUUUUAAUUAAAUAAAAAAAGGGUUUUUGCGCUAAUUCAUGUAACGAUGACGCUACAGUCCCUCAGACUGAAAAUACGUACUAAGGCCUGUAGACUCUGGAGAGGCUCUAUAUAUAUUUAUUUAUAUCUGUCUUGUAGAUAAUUCAUUCUUAAGUAUAAUAAUGGCCUAAAAAAUUACAGUCAUUUUCAACAAUUUAUGGCACAAAUGUUAAUUUGUUGAUUAAAAAUACUUAUUUUUAUUCCUAUUUAUAUUAAAAUCGUGUUUGAAUUAGACUUGAGUUAUAGAACCUUUAAACAUUCUAAAUUAGAAAAAAAAUUAAGCAUCGGUGACGUCAUAUCCGUAACGUGCUAUAACUGACGAUUCAAGAAUGAUUUCCAAAACGAAACUGUUAAUCUGUUCACUAUUUAGUUUAUUUCUUAUAGUUUCGCUCCAGUGAUGUGGACGCGUUGAUAUGAACGUAUUACUAAGAUUAAGGAGAUUUUCUUUUUGUAGUUUUUACGAUACAAGCUGAUUCUUUUGUGAGCUAUCUGUAAACAGAACCAAUUUUAUAUGACUGAUAAUAGCGUCCUCGGAUGAGAGUAAAAAGCUUAAUCAUACUUUGUUCUGUAAUACAUACAGCAUUAUGAUAUUAUUUUAGUUUACAGCAAGUGUACAAAAUAAUCGGUGACAUUUAUUGAUAAGUUUAGUUUGUAAACAGUUUUUUCCAUAAUGUACUUACGAUUUCUUAAUAAAAUAUUAUGUAUGAAAACUUAAUAAUAAUUUAUUUCAUUUUUGUCAGAAUCUCGUUGUUUGAUUGAAUUAUUUGUAGCUAAGUAUAUCCAUACAUAUAAAUAAAAUUGAAGUGUCUGUUUGUGAUUUUAAAAUAACCGCCUCUUUUAAAGUUAAUAUGGCAAUUUGCGAGUUACCAAAAGCAAAACAAUCAUUUUUUUUUCAUUUUUGUCAGUCUGAUUGUCCAGUUUAAUCUUAUAAACGGGUAAAAAUUACAAAUUGAUAUAACUGAAUUGUUAUAAUAAGUAUUUCAAGAUUCCGUUUGUCUUUAUUUCAUAAAGAUCGGUUAAAUGUAUCAAAAGUUAUAAAAAUAUACGUAUAUGUUGCGGCCAUUAGUCCAUAGAUGGCAGUGUGCUAAAUACGUCAAUUUGUGAAUCGCAGUGUCCAGAUUUUCCGGAGUAGUGUGACCUUCUGCCUUACAUUUUAGCAUUCGAGUUUCGCGGUUUUGUUCAAAUUUUCGUUGUCGUUAUUCUGUCGUCGUUUCGUUUGAUUGUAUUUAUAAUUUUCAUGAAUUUCAUUGUUACAAUUUAAA
Messenger RNA from Nymphalis io (European peacock), 3337 nucleotides. RefSeq names its product juvenile hormone esterase-like (gene jhe1). The record is from RefSeq and is a predicted model, not a curated record. NCBI's taxonomy places the organism in Eukaryota, Metazoa, Arthropoda, Insecta, Lepidoptera, Nymphalidae. Bases 10 to 1779 code for a protein of 589 amino acids. Gene Ontology annotation, molecular function: hydrolase activity. The transcript is spliced from 6 exons.